This is a messenger RNA of Daktulosphaira vitifoliae (grape phylloxera), 2409 nucleotides long. Its product is annotated as bestrophin-4-like. Gene Ontology annotation, molecular function: chloride channel activity. NCBI's taxonomy places the organism in Eukaryota, Metazoa, Arthropoda, Insecta, Hemiptera, Phylloxeridae. The record is from RefSeq and is a predicted model, not a curated record. Bases 268 to 2205 code for a protein of 645 amino acids. The transcript is spliced from 10 exons.
GUGCCUCUGUGCGGUGAAGGUUUGCAAUGUGAAGCGUCGGUCGUUCCGUAUUGGCGUGUGAUUGUUCCGCCGUCGUGGCGCCAGAUUUUUCAUCGAUUCAAAUUAUUCUAUUAUUAUUUUUCACAAAAAAAAACAUUUUAUUUUAUGCUUUCCCGUCGUAUUUAGUUAUGAAGUUUUACCGAAAUUCGUUCUGUUACUGAGUGUUAUGUGCAAUUGAAUUCCAGUAGGUUCAAAAAAUAGCGGGAAUUUCGUAGCCGGUGCGACAAAAUGACGGUUACGUAUACAGCUGAGGUGGCCACUUGUAGAGGUUUUGGGUGUUUUUUGAAACUUUUAAUAAGAUGGCGUGGUAGUAUAUACAAACUUGUUUGGCCUGACCUAGCAGCGUUUCUUGUAUGUUACUAUACAUUAAAUUUAACUUAUCGAUUUGUAUUAAAUCAACAACAAAAAAGGAUAUUUGAAAAUAUUUCAGAAUAUUGUGAAACGUAUAGCGAUUUAAUACCAUUGUCAUUCGUGUUGGGUUUCUAUAUUUCUAUAAUUAUGCAAAGAUGGUGGGAUCAGUAUUGUUCCAUACCAUGGCCAGAUCCUAUUGCAGUUUAUGUCAGUUCACAUAUUCACGGUCAGGAUGAACGAGGUAGACUAAUGAGGCGUACAAUUAUGAGAUAUGUAUGUCUUGGAUUAACUAUGGUGUUUACAAAUAUAAGCCCUAGAGUUAAAAAACGUUUUCCGACUUUAGAUCAUUUUGUUGAAGCGGGUUUACUAUUAGAAAAUGAAAAAACCAUUGUAUUGGAUUUAAAUGAUAAAUUUCCAAGACACUCCAAACAUUGGUUGCCAGUUGUAUGGGCUGCAAGUAUUGUAACAAGAGCAAGAAAAGAAGGUCGUAUUCGAGAUGAUUUUGCAGUAAAAACUAUUAUUGAUGAAUUAAAUACAUUUCGCGGUCAAUGUGGGAAACUUAUAAAUUAUGACUCAAUAAGUGUUCCAUUAGUUUAUACACAAGUUGUUACAUUAGCAGUUUAUUCCUUUUUUAUAACAACUGUUAUGGGCCGACAAUGGCUUGAUAAGCCACCAGUAGCAUUAGCUAAUCUAAAACAGCAUACUGAUUCAGAUGAAUCCAAAUAUAUUGACUUAUACUUCCCAGUGUUUACUACUCUACAAUUUUUCUUUUAUAUGGGUUGGUUAAAAGUGGCUGAAUCAUUAAUUAAUCCAUUUGGCGAGGAUGACGAUGAUUUUGAAGUAAAUUGGAUUGUAGAUCGUAAUGUUCAGGUGUCUUAUUUGAUUGUUGAUGAAAUGCAUCAUGAACAUCCAGAAUUAAUUAGGGAUCAGUAUUGGGAUCAAGUAUUCCCGACUGAAUUACCUUAUACAGUAGCUGCUGGAGAACGAGAGCACCAUCCUGAACCGUCUACAGCUAAUAUUGCUGUAUCCGAGGCUGAUGCUGAGUACUCACUUCCAUCCAAAUGUUGUGAUGAUAUGAAUGGCGCGGACGACGAUGACACAAAUAGUGGUAUUCACUUUAUUGCACACGGGGGAAGCUAUAAGAGAAGAAAUAGUAUUCUUCGAGGUCGUCCAACAUCAACUAUUUCAAAUGAUCCUCCGCACAACAACCAAAGUGUUGCCAGCUCUCUUAAUCGAGUAGGUUCAGUGACGUCAAUAUUGAAAAAUUUGUUCAAACGCACUAAUACCAAUACUGGCGAUGGAUUAUUAUCCCGAGUAUCAAGCGGUAAUAGACUUCCAGGUAGUACUUGGCAUAGUACAGAUAGUUUACAAAGUAGCAGCAGUAAACUUUUACAGCAACAAUUUGGGAGUGUCCGUAUUGCCGAUCAAGUAAUCGAGGAACUUGACGAACAAAUGACAAUUACAGCUGGUGGUAAACUUGAGAAAAGAAUCGAAAGACCUAAUGUGCGAACUGUCUUUCCUCCUCAACCAUCACUACCCGAUGAAACAACUUCAUCAAAUUUAUCCAAUAUUACCUACACAGAGGUAUUAUCGGUUAAUGAUGAUGCAGAUUUUCAUAGUGAAGAGCAAGAGCCUGUUUUACGCAGUAACAGUGGUAGUACUGGCAGUCGUCAUACCCCUAGCACAAAUAGUUUAUUAUUUAUUGUUGAGCCUGUUGAUGAGACUUUGAGUAACAAACUUAGCAGCAAAACUUCAUUAGAAGCUUAUGAAUAUGACGAAACAAAUAAACAGACUCCUAAUCAACAGGAUCAGUAAUAAUUCGUGCCUUAAAAAUGUUAGUUGUAUUUCUUAUCAAUCAACAUUUUUUUAUAGUAUUAUCGCAGUAUUACUUGUAUGUUAAAAUUGUUACUAACGCAACUUUGUGAGUUUAAAUAUACAAGACAACAUUAAAAAAAAAAAAAAGGUGGAAUUAUGUUAAUGCUUUUACUUUAUGCGUAAAUAAUAAAAUAUUUUUUCAAU